Musa acuminata subsp. malaccensis (wild Malaysian banana) is the source of this 2986-nucleotide messenger RNA. The record is from RefSeq and is a predicted model, not a curated record. NCBI's taxonomy places the organism in Eukaryota, Viridiplantae, Streptophyta, Magnoliopsida, Zingiberales, Musaceae.
UUGCCUUGGAUUAUGUCAUCCUCAAGUCGACAACAUCAAGAUUAGAGAGGUUCACGGCAUGGCAGGUGAAAGAUGUCAACAAGGUCUUGUGAGAACCAGUCUUGUAUCUCUCUGUUCCACCUCAUGGAAGUCAUAGAUCUUAAAACUUGCUGACGAUUGCAUUCACCAUUGCUAUUGAUCGCAGAUACUUCUUGGAGGAAGAAGACAUGCAAUUCCAUGAGUGUCAAGUUUGAGGUGUUGAAAGUUGAUGGUCUCUCAGGCAAGUUAUCUUACUGGUAGCAGUUCAUUUUCAUCCAUCAUUUUUUGUUACCAACAAUGGUGGUAUUGGGUAACAAGCACCUCUUCCAUGUCAUUGCCGUGCUUGAUCCGGCGUCUGAGAGUUUACAUGAUGCAACACCAGUUUAACUUCUCUCUGACAGAUCAAUGAUUCGAGAACUGCAAAGAAGAAGACUUCAGUGACAUGUGUCGAUUGUUGCUCCCCAUCCCACAUACAUCCAAACUGCACGGAGCUGAGACACUAAGCAACAUGGCCAAAGGACAUUCCAUUGGUGGCGGCUGCUUCCAUCCAUGGUUCCCUUCUUCCUCCCAGUGCUACCAUUUAUGAUCUUGGUCUCUCCUCCUCCUACUGUGAGUGCUCAGCCAAAACAGACCAACGUCAGUUUGGGGUCCUCCGUCGCCGCCUCCGAUGGUGCUUCCUGGCCCUCCCCCUCCGGCCGCUUUGCUUUCGGGUUUUACCCCAAAGCACAAGGGUUGGCCGUCGGAGUCUGGCUCACCACCACACCUAACAGGACCGUGGUGUGGACAGCUAACCGGGACGAUCCCCCCAUCACCGACGGCUACCUCAGAUUGACCUUCGAUGGUCGGCUUCUCUGGAGUGCUCCCGGUGGGGUGGAGAAGGCCGUGUCACAAGGUUCCGAGCCGGCCGCCCUGGCGGCCAUGAUCGACACUGGGAACUUCGUCCUGUACAAUUCCAAUGGAGCGAUCAUUUGGUCUACUUUUGGUUCUCCCACAGACACGCUUCUACCUGGGCAGAGCCUGUUCCCGGAUGGUCAGCUCUUCUCCAGCUUAUCGGAAGCUGACAGGUCCACCGGGAAGUACCGGCUGCACAACCAAAACGAUGCCAAUCUCGUGUUGUACCCUGUCGACACAUCCGACACCGCCGACGAUGCCUACUGGGACACAGGCACCUUCCAGAUUGGCUUCCUGCUCACGCUCAAUCUUGACAGCACUGGUUUACUGUACUUGUCCGGCGACAACGGUAGCUAUUCCAAAAACAUUAGCCUGCCCAAGGCAUCUUCUGGUUCGCCAAGUGGAACUCAGGUCUACUACCGGGCGAUCGUCGAUGUAGAUGGAAUUCUCCGGCUUUACUCUCACAGCUUCUCCAACAAUGGCAGCUCGACGACAAGAGUCGAAUGGGCAGCACUGCAGGAUCGGUGUUUGGUGAGAGGUGUGUGCCCACUCAACAGCUUCUGCAGCCCGAACGCCGAUGAAGAGCCUGUUUGCCUCUGUCCCCCUGGUUUCGACUUCGUCGAUCCAACCCAAAUCGCACUCGGUUGCGCCCGGAAUUCAUCAGGAGGAGAUUGCAGCACGAAAAGCUCCGAUGUUGGGGACGAAGGUUUGACAAUGGUAACAGUGAAGAACACGACGUGGGUCAACAAGGCUUACUCCAUUCUGCCGCCCACGACGAGCCUGGAUGCGUGCAGGGCCGCAUGCUUGAACGACUGCUUCUGCCAGGCGGCGUUGUUCAUAGAGGAUAAAUGCUAUAAACAGAUGCUUCCUUUGAGAUAUGGGAGGACCGGCAGCAACGACACGCUGCUCCUCAAGGUCGCAGCUUCAAGGAAGCAAGCAGUGGUUCACGAAAGGGAGAGUAAACUGCGUGUUGACGUCUUGGUCGUGGGUGUAGUUCUUGCUGGCCUCUCAGUCAUCGUCUUCGCCAUAUCUGGAUAUUUCUUCCUUGAACGUAAAAGGGCUGCAAGAUACAUUAGGACGCCAGACUCUGAUAACUCUGGUUCUGAUGAUUACAGCACGCUGAAAUCGUAUUCUUACGGAGAGCUGGAGAGAGCCACCGAGAACUUCAGGGAAGAGCUGGGCAGGGGAGCCUUUGGAACGGUGUUCAAGGGAACGGUUUCCGAUGGAGCAAGGGUGAUUGCUGUGAAGAGACUGGAGAAGAUGGUCGAGGAAGGAGAGAGGGAGUUCCAGAGAGAGGUGAGAGCCAUUGGCAGAACACAUCACAAGAACCUGGUGCGAUUGCUCGGCUUCUGCAACCAAGGCUCGAGUCGACUGCUGGUGUACGAGUACAUGAGCAACGGCUCGCUUGCGGAUCUCCUCUUCAAGGCUGAAACCUGGCCGACAUGGCGAGAAAGAUGCAGGAUCGCGUUGGACGUGGCCAGGGGACUGCACUAUCUGCACGAGGAGCUGGAGAACCACAUCAUCCACUGCGACAUCAAGCCUCAGAACAUCCUCAUGGACGCCACCGGGACCGCAAAGAUCGCCGACUUCGGGCUGGCCAAGCUGCUGAUGCCCGACCAAACAAGAACCUACACGGGCAUCAGAGGAACCAGGGGGUACCUCGCGCCGGAAUGGCACAAGAACGCGCCGAUAACAGUGAAGGCCGACGUCUACAGCUACGGAGUUGUGCUCUUGGAGAUCAUAUGCUGCAGGAGGAACAUGGAACUGGAGGAGGCCGGCCAUGGCGAAACCCUCCUUGAACUGGCGUAUGAAUGCUUGGUUGAUGAUGAGUUCGGAAGGUUGAAGAAGGACGAAGCCAUGGAUGAGACGGAGCUGGCGAGGAUGGUCAGAGCUGGGCUUUGGUGCGUUCAGGAACAGCCCGUCUUCCGGCCUUCGAUGAAGAACGUGAUCAUGAUGAUCGAAGGGCAUAUGGAAGCGCCUCUUCCUCCACCGCCGGCCUCCUUUUCAUCUUAAUAGCGUGCCGGGAUACACUGUACGUUACAACUUAAUACACGAGUCAAAUUGGAAAUAUAAAUAC